AUGAUUAAAGCGAUACUUGUAUUCAAUAAUCAUGGAAAACCUCGUUUGCUCAAGUUCUAUCAUCACUAUCCAGAAAGUGAACAGCAGCACAUAGUCCGAGAAACAUUUCAGUUGGUGUCGAAACGAGAUGACAAUGUUUGCAAUUUCUUGGAAGGCGGUUCUUUAAUUGGUGGUUCUGAUUAUAAGCUUAUUUAUCGCCACUAUGCUACCCUCUACUUCGUCUUUUGCGUUGAUUCUUCUGAAAGUGAAUUGGGGAUUUUAGAUUUAAUUCAAGUGUUUGUUGAAACCCUGGAUCGCUGUUUUGAGAAUGUUUGUGAAUUAGACCUUAUAUUUCACGUUGAUAAGGUUCACCAUAUCCUUAAUGAAUUGGUAAUGGGUGGUAUGGUUUUGGAAACGAACAUGAGUGAGGUGUUGACGCGGGUGCAAGAACAAUCAAAGCUUGAGAAACAAGAGGCUGGACUUGCGGCUGCUCCAGCGCGGGCUGUAAAUGCUGUAAAAAAUAUCAAUAUUCCGCAACAUAUCAAGGAAUUUAAACUUGGUGAUAUUAACAUACCUAAUUUUAAAAAUCCUUUCUGA
Molecule: messenger RNA, 576 nt
Organism: Enterobius vermicularis (human pinworm)
Lineage: Eukaryota; Metazoa; Nematoda; Chromadorea; Rhabditida; Oxyuridae
Source: the annotation of a GenBank genome assembly